Messenger RNA from Oncorhynchus kisutch (coho salmon), 886 nucleotides. Its product is annotated as HIG1 domain family member 1A, mitochondrial. Gene Ontology annotation, cellular component: mitochondrion. The record is from RefSeq and is a predicted model, not a curated record. Gene Ontology annotation, biological process: mitochondrial respirasome assembly. NCBI's taxonomy places the organism in Eukaryota, Metazoa, Chordata, Actinopteri, Salmoniformes, Salmonidae. The transcript is spliced from 5 exons. The coding region runs from base 190 to 477 and encodes 95 amino acids.
GGUCACGGGAAAUGGACAGCACUAUCUUUGCAUGACUUCAGAGGUUGAAACAGAGAGCAAACGCAGCCAAAACAUUGCUUCUUUAUCGGGAUCUUUCGACAGAUCGAAUUUUAAAAUGCCACAUCAAGCCACCGGGCUGAAGCUCUAAACUCUGGGUCCAUCCCUCGUCUACUGUACUGCACAGUCACCAUGUCCUCCAACCAAGAUAUGCCAACAUAUGAUGAGAAUGAAUCUAAAUUUAUGAGGAAAGCGAAGGAGUCUCCGUUUGUCCCAAUAGGCAUGGCAGGAUGCGCUGCAGUGGUCGCCUUUGGUCUGUGGAGGCUCAAGUCGCGGGGAGACACAAAGAUGUCAGUCCACCUCAUCCACAUGCGUGUUGGAGCUCAAGGCUUUAUAGUAGGCGCAAUGACAUUAGGGGUGAUCUACUCUAUGUACAAACAAUACCUUGCCCCCACGGACCCAGGUAAAGACAGCAAGUGAGCCUACUAGCGAAUCAGCAAGUGACAUGACCAGAAAACGCUCCAUGCCUGCCAUUUCUGCAUUCUACCCUUAAAAUAGAAAUCAUAGAAUGGAUUAUAUCUGUCAAAAUAACAUUCCAUUCAUGGCAAGUCAUUUAUUUUGGUGAGGGUGUCAUUUAAGCUAAGCAGCAUUUUUAUCUGGCAGUCACUUUGAAGAAGGUUAGUACAUUUCAGAGGAAGUCGAGUGGCACAUUCUGUUUCAAUCAUUAACUCAUUGCUAGACACCUGCUGUAAACCACCAGUAAAAUGCCACCUUGAAGGCGACCAGCACACCCAUAAACUCCUAUAGCCGAUCCACUCAUUGACCAUUGUCAGCCUCACCAUGUAGUGUUAUUGUAUAAUAAAUAAUAUUGGUUAUUUUCUAAACUCUA